Molecule: messenger RNA, 2142 nt
Organism: Dermatophagoides farinae (American house dust mite)
Lineage: Eukaryota; Metazoa; Arthropoda; Arachnida; Sarcoptiformes; Pyroglyphidae
Biological process (GO): regulation of DNA-templated transcription
Molecular function (GO): DNA-binding transcription factor activity; sequence-specific DNA binding
Source: RefSeq, a predicted model, not a curated record
CAACAUAUACUCAUUUUAUUUAUAUUUUGAUGAUAUAUUAAACAACACACCGAUUGCUUUUGCUUUCCCAUUUUUUGCUAUUUCAAUAAAAAAAAAUCUGCUUUUCAUUUCAAUUCGGGUUUUAUACACAGCUCUAAUCAUCAUUAUCACUUUAUUAACAAAAUUUGAUCUGUCGUCAUUGCAUGUGUGGUCUAAAUUUAAGAAUUUCCGCUCAUUUACUUUAAUCAUCAUCUUUAUUAUUGCAACAACACAAUUGUCACCGUUGGCCAUUUUAUGAUAUUGUGAUUUAAUUUCGGAUUGAUUUUAGAUCAAAUAAAACUAGCAGGAUGCAUACUUUAGGAUCGAAUGCAAAUAUACCGACUUUUAUAUUGAAAUUAUGGAAAUUGGUUUGCGAUGAUUCAAGUAAUGAUCUCAUUUGUUGGAAUAGGAAUGGACGAAGUUUCAUCAUUAAAGAUCAAGGACGUUUUGCCAAGGAAAUUUUGCCAUUAUAUUUUAAGCACAGCAAUAUGGCCUCAUUCAUUCGUCAAUUGAAUAUGUAUGGAUUCCGUAAAGUAUCAAAUAUUGAGCAUGGUGGAUUGAAAUCGGAUGGUGAUGAAGUAGAAUUUUUCCAUCACCAUUUCUGUCUUGGACAAGAAAAUCAGUUGGAAUUAAUCAAACGCAAGAUGUCCACCAACAACAAUAGCAAAUGCUUGACUAGUAUUGUAAAAGUUGAUGAAAUUCAGGAUAUAUUAUCUGAUGUCGAAUCCAUCAAAGGACGGCAAGACUCUGUCGAUAGUUUAUUGAAUAAUUUGAAACAAGAAAAUGAAGCUCUUUGGCGUGAAAUUGCUAUUUUACGGCAAAAGCAUCUUAAACAGCAGCAGAUCGUUGAAAAACUACUUCAAUUCCUAGUUUCUAUUGUUCGAAAUCGAGUCGUUGGAGGUUUAAAACGCAAAGCUCCUCUUUUGAUUGAUUCCAACGGGUCGAAUAGUCGUAAAAUAAUCAAAAACAAAGAAAGCAAUACUAUCUGUAUUCCAUCACCUCCAUCAAACAGUGGUCCGAUCAUUCAUGAUAUUACAGAUCUUGAAGAAUCUAAUAAUCUGCGAAAUGAUUCUAUUAAUAAUGAUUCAUCUUCAUUUAUAAAUGGCUUACAAUUGGAUUUGGGUGAAGACAUUAACCAAAAAUCGUUGCAAACACCGAAUUCUGACCAAACAACUUCGUUGAUUCCAUCGACUAGUGUUGGAGGAGUCAAUAGUUUGUCCAAUCUUAAAGAUAAUACAAUGAUCGAUUUGCCCCAAAUUUUUGAAAUCGAUUUGGCUAAUCAGGUGAACAACUCCCAAAUAGUAAACAAUCUUAUUGAGAAUCAACUACAACCGAAUUACACUAUUGACAAUGCUGAUUCGAUUAUUACGGAAGCUGAAUUGUUAAAGACCAUCAAUAAUGUUCCAUCAUCAGCACCUCAGCCUACAGCAUCUAAUCAUCUUAACAACUUUAGUACUGAAUUAAUUCUGCCUUCCAAGCAGAAAGCAACGAAUUCGGCUAAUUUGUCGAAACUUACUACUGAUUUUGGUGUUUCCCCCUUUAGGAAUUUCAAUGAUCAUGUUGAAGGAAUCGACACCGAACUUAAUUGGCUCCAAGAUCAACUCUACGGCGGUUCAUUGAAUAUUGAUCCAUCUACUUUGGUUGGGCUAUUCUCGUUCGAUAACCAAUUCUGUGGUUUGGAUACAAGUUCGACCAAUGAAGCAAAUGCCAUUCCCAAGGCUAUUAUGAAUGGUGGACGACAUUCUGCUGUUUCUGGUAAUACAAAUGCCUGUAAUGAUCAGAAUAAAGUGAUCAAAAUCGAAGACGAUAAUUCCAGUUCAAGCUUAUUUGAUAGCCUUGAUUUGACCAACAUUGGAAACGAUACAAAAGGUUUGUCCCAACCAAUGAUAUUGCACUCAUCAUUGUGGGAUUCUAAUAGCCAAAUUGAUUCAGAUAUUCUUUCAGAGUUUACAUCGGGAAUUGAUUCUUCACAAUUUAAUUGAUUAUGCACAUUGAUUGUGUUAUAUGCGAUCAAUCCGAAAUAUAAUGAAAAUCGUUCUCUUCAAACAUCCAUUUCUACGUUUCAACGUUCUACCUUUAAAUUUUUCGUUUUUCUUUUUAAUUUUCUUUUCACUAUUUCUCGUU